This is a messenger RNA of Brassica napus (rape), 1261 nucleotides long. RefSeq lists its product as uncharacterized. The record is from RefSeq and is a predicted model, not a curated record. The transcript is spliced from 7 exons. The coding region runs from base 840 to 1115 and encodes 91 amino acids. Lineage: Eukaryota; Viridiplantae; Streptophyta; Magnoliopsida; Brassicales; Brassicaceae.
CGUCCCUCUCUCUCGCUCCAUCAGGCAUCUGCUUUACAAACCCUAAUCUUCAAUCCCUAAAAGCUUUUCUGCCGCCAACUUAAUCACGAUCGGUGUUCAUCACUACGUAGCAUCAAUCAAAGAAGUAUUAAUGAACACUUGGUCAAACCAUUGGAUCAAGGGACUUCCACAAUUUAAUAAAAUUUUGAAGAUAAAUAAAAUUAAGUGAAGAAAAUGGAAAGUCGUACAACAGAAAAGGAAAGUUUGAAGAGGCUAGCGUUCCAAGUAAGUAAACGUGUGGAGAAACCACAUGACAAAAACCAAACAUAUCAGGAGUUGAUUUUAGACUCUCUCUCUUUAUAUACAAACAUUCGAGAACGAGAGAUAAGGAUGGAGAAACAAGAGUUCUUAGAACUGUUUGAGGCAGCAACUAAAGCGGCAAAGUCUGCUGUGAUAGGAGACGGGUUCAAAUCUCAGAAAACAUAAAUUAUGCAUAUUAUGAAGAAAAAUGGUUGUAAGAGGUCUUCAGCAUGGAUUUCAUAGGGCGGCUCGGAGUGACGCAGUCAGACAUGUAUUCUCAUAUGGUGGUAGAAUCAACGGUUGUAGAAUCGUCUAUAUAACUCGGUGGUUUAGAGAUGACUAAAUAAACCAGAGACUGGAGCCGGUUAGGCAGAAAUUGGGAGCUGGUUUACAAGAACCAAUAAAAUAAAAUCGGAACGGUGUGAAAGAAACUCAAAACCAUUAGUUAGGGAUUCGCUAUCUCUCUCGGUGAUUCUUGAUUAGUCUCCCCUGUUCGCUCGCCGGAUCCUCGCCGUCCGGUGAAAGUCUCUCCCAGCUGAAGGGACAAAUCCUGUGUUGUCAUGACGAGCCUGCUAUGGUUGACAGCAGAAGAAGCUGCAAAGAACAGAGGCAAAGUCCUUUCCUUGUACCGCCAGUUACUGAGGAGCAUUAACUCACAGAAGCUGCAGCUUAGUUACGCUUCAAGACUCGCCAAGAAAGCUGAGAUUAAGACCAUCUUCUUGUUUGGCUCUGAGGAGGUUUCUAAACACAACGUCGCAGAUCUCAUCCGUACCGGUGAAUAUGCUCUUUCCCAGUUGAAACAAGGCAAAAUCCCAAACAACGCUACUCAGUAUUGAGCCAUGUAGUUGCUUCCAUUUGCAUUUCUUCAUGCAUUCACAAACGGUGUGACGCUUUUUGUUUAUUUGAAAACAUACAUUGAAUCAGCUUUACUGUACAACGUUUUGGUUCAAUACAGUUUGAAUAAACAAGUGAUUACUUGUAA